AUGGUUACGCUCAGUACCACAACGACACCCCCGACUACCCAUCAUGUGCAUAUGCCGGGCGUGACCCCCGGGACAUGGGGAGGGGGAUACGAUGAUGAGAAUAUGUGUCUGUCCAGGGGCCCGGGGUUAGCCCCGGAUUCACCCCCCUUCCAGAGAUACGCGGCCAAUGUGAGAGAACGAAAACGUAUGCUGAAUAUUAACUCUGCCUUUGAAGAGCUCAGACUUCACGUUCCGACAUUUCCUUUCGAGAAGCGCUUGUCCAAGAUUGACACCCUCCGGCUCGCCAUUGCCUACAUAGCGCUACUCAGAGAUAUACUGAUGUCACGUGCGGACCCCCUGGAAUUUGUCGAGAACAGUCUAAGACAGGGGACGGAGGGACAGAACGAAGCAAUAUGGAACACAAGCGAUCUCACAGCGCGGCUGUCGUGGGUGAAGUGGGAAAGCCUGGGGGUGCGGCGGCGGCCCUUCCUGUCGUCCCUCCCCUCAAAAGCCCGAAGCAUCCCCGGGGACGACUGA
Messenger RNA from Haliotis rubra (blacklip abalone), 516 nucleotides. Its product is annotated as helix-loop-helix protein 13-like. Gene Ontology annotation, biological process: regulation of transcription by RNA polymerase II; developmental process. The record is from RefSeq and is a predicted model, not a curated record. Gene Ontology annotation, molecular function: protein dimerization activity; RNA polymerase II transcription regulatory region sequence-specific DNA binding; DNA-binding transcription factor activity, RNA polymerase II-specific. The coding region runs from base 1 to 516 and encodes 171 amino acids. The transcript is spliced from 2 exons. Lineage: Eukaryota; Metazoa; Mollusca; Gastropoda; Lepetellida; Haliotidae.